UGUGGGCUGAUGGUUGCACGCACUAAUCUCGCUCCUGUCUCUCUUGUCCUCCCUUCACUCUAUUCUCCCCUUCUGCCACUGCUGCUGCCGCCACCUGUGUCUCUCUGUUCCUGUCUUCCCCCUGUGACUGUCUCUCCUCCUCUGCUUUCUGCUCCUGCUGGCCUCCAGACCGCAACGAGGAGGCCCAAGCCCACCCGAACCGGCAGUUCGGCCACAUCCAGCAGCACGGCAGGGCUCUCUGGCUCGGCCUCAGCCUCGGCCGGGGAAAUGAGCAGCAGUGAACCAAGCACCCCGGCACAGACCCCUUUGGCUGCCCCCAUGGUGCCCGUCCCGGCUCUGGCAUCCCCAGUGGCUCCUCCAGCAAUCCUGUCUCCAACAAAGGAGGAGGAGUCUCUGCGAGGGCAGGUGCGAGACCUGGAAGAGAAGUUGGAGACCCUCAAGAUGAAGCGGAAUGAGGACAAGGCCAAGCUGAAGGAGCUGGAGAAGUACAAGAUCCAGCUGGAGCAGGUCCAGGAGUGGAAGAGCAAAAUGCAGGAGCAGCAGGCGGAGCUCCAGAAGCGCCUGAAGGAGGCCAAGAAGGAAGCCAAAGAGGCCCUGGAGGCCAAAGAGCGCUACAUGGAGGAGAUGGCCGACACGGCCGACGCCAUCGAGAUGGCGACCCUGGACAAGGAGAUGGCCGAGGAGCGGGCGGAGUCCCUGCAGCAGGAGAUGGAUUCGUUGAAGGAGAAGGUGGAGGAUCUCACCAUGGACCUGGAGAUCCUGAAGCAUGAGAUCGAAGAGAAGGGUUCUGACGGAGCUGCCUCCAGUUACCACGUCAAGCAGCUUGAGGAGCAGAACGGCCGCCUGAAGGAGGCCCUUGUGAGGAUGCGGGACCUGUCUGCCUCGGAGAAGCAGGAGCACGUGAAGCUCCAGAAGCACAUGGAGAAGAAGAACACGGAGCUGGAGGCCCUGCGUCAGCAGAAGGACAAGCUGCAGGAGGAGCUGAAGCAGACCGAGGGGACCAUCGAUGAGCUGAAGGAGCAGGUGGAUGCUGCUCUGGGGGCCGAGGAGAUGGUGGAGACGCUGACCGAGAGGAACCUUGAUCUGGAGGAGAAGGUCCGCGAGCUCCGCGAGACGGUGGGCGAUCUGGAAGCCAUGAACGAGAUGAAUGACGAGCUGCAGGAGAACGCCCGGGAGACGGAGCUGGAGCUGCGGGAGCAGCUGGACAUGGCCACGGCUCGAGUCCGCGAGUCGGAGAAGCGGGUGGAGGCAGCGCAGGAGACGGUGGCCGACUACCAGCAGACCAUCAAGAAAUACCGAGAGCUGACGGCCCACCUGCAGGACGUGAACCGAGACCUGAUGAGCCAGCAAGAGGCCUCUGUGGAGAGGCAGCAGCAGCCGCCGCCCGAAAUGUUUGAUUUCAAGAUUAAAUUUGCUGAGACAAAAGCUCACGCCAAGGCCAUCGAAAUGGAGCUGCGCCAGAUGGAAGUGCAACAGGCCAACCGGCACGUCUCCCUGCUCACUUCCUUCCUGCCCGACAGCUUUCUGCGGCACGGCGGGGACCACGACUGCGUUCUGGUGCUGCUGCUGCUUCCCCGGCUGGUGGGCAAGGUACCCGAGGGCGCCUGGCGCUAAGUUUCCCUCCCUUUG
Molecule: messenger RNA, 1629 nt
Organism: Notechis scutatus (mainland tiger snake)
Lineage: Eukaryota; Metazoa; Chordata; Lepidosauria; Squamata; Elapidae
Source: RefSeq, a predicted model, not a curated record